UUGGUCCGGAUAAUUUUUCUUUACAGCGAGAAUUCCGAGUCAGCGCUACUGUUUGCUCUGCAGGAACGCUUCGAAUCUAAGCGAUUUUACACAUUCGCGGGGGACGUCCUGCUUGCGCUGAAUCCUUACGAUGUGUUACCAACGAUUUACGAUGACACUGUGCAGCGACUGUACCGACACAACAACAAAGUCAGCAGUCUGCCUGCGUUAGUAACACCUCAUUUUGUUGAUUUGCUUGUUCAUUUUCAGCACGUAUUCUCGGUUGCCGAGAAAGCAUUGGCACGUGUGGAGAAUGAGCAGUCCAAGCAUGAAGCCAUUUGCUUCUGCGGCGAAUCGGGCUCUGGUAAAACAUUCGUUUUAAUGCGCUGCGCCAAUUAUUUAAUUAGUACAUCUGCUCAACCAACAUCAGGGAGGAUCAGUACCGUACAACAGUUAGAAGCUGUGGAACGUGUGCUUGAUGCAUUUGGUGCAGCUCGGACAUUGAAGAACUCGGGGGCAACUCGAACUGCCUACUACGUGGAGUUCAUGUAUCGCCGGUAUCGCGGAUUCGCGGUACGCACUACUCUACAGCAGCAACAACAACAACAGCAACCGCAGAUCCAGGUGCACGUGGAACCUAGUCGAAUUGUUAUGCAACGACCCGGAGAAUGUAAUUUCAAUGUAUUCUAUGAGCUAUGUGCUGGAUUAGAUGCAAGCGAGAAGCGCAAGCUCGGGCUGAAGAGUACUGCGGCUGCGGCGGCUAUAGACCAACAAUAUUUCUACCUGAAUCAGGGCAAGGUUCCAUCAAAUGAAGCAGUAGAGCGCCGAAAAUUCGAGCAGCUCUGCAGUGCGCUGCAGUUGCUAGGCAUCAGUGAACAUCAGCAAAACUUCAUGCAUCGAAUUCUUGCUACCAUACUGCAUAUUGGCAAUCUUUUCUUCAAGCCUACCAAGAGAGUCGAAUACGAUAGCACAAAUAAUGCGCCUUCAAGUACUACGGUUGGCGUUGAAAUUGCAAACGAAGGGGAGCUGAAGUGGUGUGCUUAUUUGCUGGAAGUGCAGCUCGAAUCGCUCCAUCGACUGUUCACGAAGAAGCAAGUGGUUGGUACUUAA
Messenger RNA from Gongylonema pulchrum, 1089 nucleotides. The record is from the annotation of a GenBank genome assembly. NCBI's taxonomy places the organism in Eukaryota, Metazoa, Nematoda, Chromadorea, Rhabditida, Gongylonematidae.